Sclerotinia borealis F-4128 is the source of this 1965-nucleotide messenger RNA. NCBI's taxonomy places the organism in Eukaryota, Fungi, Ascomycota, Leotiomycetes, Helotiales, Sclerotiniaceae. The record is from the annotation of a GenBank genome assembly.
AUGGCGAGACUUGUGGUGUAUAGUAGCGAUGAGGAGUUUCCGGAUGUAAACGAAGUAAUUCGAGGAAAAGCGAAAACGAAAACAACCACAAAAUUGACGACAUCUCGAAAAGUGUCGGAGGAAGCAGUUGGGAAAGUCGACCGCAGUGGACCAGCGAAAAGUUGUUCAAGGAAGGAGAAUGGAUCGAUUGGUUCAAAUGUCAAGGGACUGGAGAGCGAUGAGAUAGAUGGAUCUGAGAAUGCAAAACCUAAAGUUAGGCGGCGCAUGUUGAAGCUGAAUUCGGAUAAUCCACUUUUAAAACCAUUGGGCACGAGUUUGAAAAAGUCAAGUGUAGAGCCCAGAAUAGCAUCAGCCUCAAACUCAGCUAUGCCGAUGUCAAAGGUAUUGGAAGAAGAACCAAGAAAGAAAACGACCACUCGGAAACCUAGGAUACCGGACAAGGAUGAGGACGAGGAGCGAAAAGCAAUGGCUUGGCAACCUAAGAAAUUGGAAUCGGAUGUGGAAGACGAAGAAGAUGGUUCAGAUCUAUCGGAUUUUAUCGUGGACGACGAUGAUGAUUCUGAUGUAUUCAAAACACCACCAAAAUCAACCCGGAAAUUGGUUAAAGGUCGCAGGACAGUGGUGGAGGAGUCCAGUGAUACUGAUACGGAAGAAGAGAUCCUGCGCCAGCUUCUGGAUAGGACUUCAAUUCAGGACAAAAAGAAACCCCGUGAACUCAAACCACCUGAGCUCAAACCGCCAAAGAGAUCCGGGAAAGUCGAAAUCCGACCAGGAACAUCUUCCAGUUUUGAUGACAAUGGAGCUGUUCUACGAUUUUCCCCAUCACCCAGAAAAGUGUCCAGGGAAGUGCGACUAUCAACUCCUCCAGGAAGCCCAGAACUCAAACCUCGAGGACUCACAUCACCCAAAAAGCUACCACGUAUCCCAUCUACACCACAUCGUCCAAGUAUGGAUAGUUUCUGGUCACAAGAUCUCGUCAAUGACUGGAAUGACCAGUAUUCUCCAAUGAAGACCCUCCAACCUAUUCCCAAGUCCAAACUCCAGCCUCCUUCGACCUCUGGGGGCACUCUUCUCUCCAAGAAAGCUAGUUUCACUAAACCUCCCCGCAUCGAUAAGGAAUCUAAAAAGGCUUUCUCCACAGCGAAGCAUACCAUCGCAUCAGACUUUCUCGCCGAACUCGACGCAAAGAUAACAUCUGGCCGUAUAGCUCAACUAUCCGCCUCUACAGGCGGCGUCCAAAUAGUCUGGUCCAAAAAACUCAACACCACGGCCGGACGCGCAACCUGGAAGCGUGAAACUGUCAAACUUCCUCCCUUAAGCACAAAUUCCAAACCAGUUCCCACCCAAUACUCUCACUACGCGUCCAUCGAGCUAGCCGAGAAAGUAAUCGACGACGAAAAUCGACUACUCAACGUCCUUGCCCAUGAAUUUUGCCACCUAGCCAACUUCAUGGUGUCCAACAUAAAAACCAAUCCCCACGGCAAAGAAUUCAAAGUCUGGGCUGCGAAAUGUUCGGCGGAAUUUGGGGAUCGCGGCAUCGAAGUCACGACUAAGCACAGUUAUGAGAUUGACUACAAAUACGUAUGGGAAUGUACGGAACAGGGAUGUAGCACGCUGUUCAAACGGCAUUCGAAGAGUAUUGAUGUGCAGAAACAUCGCUGUGGUGCAUGUAAGGGUAUUUUGAUACAGAUCAAACCCGUGCCCCGGGGAAAGGCGGCGGGGAAGGGGGAGAAUGAGUAUCAGGUUUUUGUAAAGGAAAAUAUGAAGAGGAUUAGGGAGGAGAAUCCGGAAAGUCCGCAGAAGGAUAUUAUGGGGUUGAUGGGGAAGAGGUAUCAGGAGGUUAAGGCUAGUAAGGCGGCGAAGGCUGCCGGGGAGAAGGGGGAUUCCGAGGAGAGUAAACCCGAUGAUGGGGACGUGGAAAUAAUUUCGAGGACGCUCAACUUCCUGGAUUUAACCACUCCUUGA